GAGGCAGCGCGUGACACCGGCAACUGUGCCGCGGCGGCUCACCCGGCGGCGAGGAAAACGCGUGACAGAUCGACGUCCUCUUAUUCAACGGGUUGCCAAGUGGCGCGGCGGCGCGAGCGCGGAGUUUGACACAUCGAGGCGCGUGAACGCUAAGCAGAGAGCGGAGAGUUUUCUGCUGCUGUCCGCAAGGUUACCGAAGUGCAGCCAAAGAAAGAAAGAAAGAAGGAGGGGGGGACAGGAAAGAAACUCCACACAGGAUGUUCAGUGUCCCUGUUUUUCCAUCGAGGUUUAGUUUAAAAAGUCGCGUUUGGAGCUGAAGCGAUCAGGCUCUCUCUCUCUCUCUCUCUCUCUCUCUCUCUCUCUCUCUCUCCCUCUCUCUCUCUCUCUCUCGGUAAAUCCGGUUGUUAAUUGGGACGCAUCCGGACGCCGCUUGAGGGAUCCAGGAGUCUGCGGUUUCUGCAGUUCCCUCACUGGCUGGGGGCAAUGACAAUUCCUGUCUUUUUACAUUGACAACGAAAUGGGAAAAAGGUCCACAUUUGUCCACUAAGGAUGUUUCCGUCCCACAGAGAAAGGGAGCAACCCAUUUUCAGUUCCCGAGCGCACGUGUUCCAGAUCGAUCCAGCUACUAAGCGCAACUGGAUCCCAGCCAGCAAGCAUGCAGUCACCGUCUCUUUCUUCUACGAUGCCAAUCGGCAUGCCUACCGCAUCAUCAGUGUGGGAGGCACCAAGGCUAUCAUCAACAGCACCAUUACACCCAACAUGACAUUCACUAAGACAUCUCAGAAGUUUGGCCAGUGGGCAGACAGCAGGGCUAACACGGUGUACGGCCUGGGCUUCGCCACUGAGCAGCAGCUUAACCAGUUUUCUGAGCGCUUUAAGGAGGUCAAAGAAGCUGCUCGGCUGGCUAGAGAUAAAUCACAAGACAAGAUGGAGCUGGCUAACGCUGCCCUGAACAUUGCAGCUCCACAGGAUCUCUCGGACGAAUUGCAGUCACCGCCGGUGAUGUGUGUGAACGGGCCGGAUGAUAAACUCUUCCGGAGCCAGAGCGCAGACAUCACCCUAUCAUCAGAGAAAGAGCGUAUCAAAAAGAUGCUCUCUGAAGGCUCUAUCUGUGAGAUGAACCUGGAGACUGAGCUCUUCACCCUGCAGGACAGCAAUGCAAAACUGGUGGCUGCGCUGCACGAGGCUAAUGCCAACGUGGAGCAGUGGAAGAAGCAGCUGGCAGCGUAUCAGGAGGAGACGGACAGGCUGCGAGAACAGGUGGCAGAUUUGGAGAGCCGUGGAGGCCAAGGGCCCAGUGACAUACUGAAGGAUGAGCUCACACAGUCCCUGGAAGAACUGGAGGCUUUACUCAAGGCAAAAGAUGAGGAAAUCCGUAUACUUCAGGCGAAGAAGUCUAAUUUCCAUGAGAUGGAGCAGGAGAGAGAGGAAGCCAUUCACAGAUUACAGGACCUGGAGAUGCGUAACCUGGAUCUGGAGCGCCGGGUGCAGAGUGCUGAGCAAAGCCUGGCCUCCACCCUGGAAGAUCGAGACCGCACUGAGAAUGAGGUCCAGAGGGUCAUCCAGAUGCUCGACGUCAAGCUCUUUGACCUCAACGACCUGCGACAGACCCUCAUCAAACUGCUAGACAAGUAGAGCAGUAAAGAAAGUGCGGUGUUCUGUCUGAAUGAGCUGAAGUUGAGGUGAAAGAGAGAGAGAGAGAGAGAGAGGAGGUCCCUGUGAGCGACCAAAGCUCAGUGCCCCGGCUCAAAGAAACAGAACGGCUGCCGUACGAGAGGCGCCACAUAGUGUAGCUAUGCUUUCAAAUAUCAGAGGCUAGUGACGACACCUACACAACAUUUUGUUCUGUAGUUUUCUUUCAUGUUUCCUUUUGAUUUUUUAGUUAACAAUUUAGCAAUAAAUAUCAGUUUAAGUCAGUAUUCAGUUGAUUAUAGCAAUUGGGUGUAAAGUAUAUUUUUGAUACAUCAGGUGACACAAGGCUGAACGUUUCCAUUCAGUAGAAGAAAAUAACGAGUCCAAAUAGAUACAUUAUGGUGCAUUAUAUUAUGUCCUUGAUGUAAACCUAUUAUAACCGGUACUAUGGCACUGUUAAAUAAUAGCACAGAGAAGAAAUAAAGAGACGACGGGAGUUUAUGGUGAGCAUGAAACCGUAAUAUUAUUUGAAAUUUACAACUUUAUAUGAAGUAAUACAUUUUAAGAUUAAUUUCGAGGAGUGAAUGUUAAAUACGUUUGCAGUUUCUUUGCUGCGUGAAAGCAAGAGAUCCUCUGUAUGUAUACCAAAGACCAGAAACAUCACUGAUCUCUGUGGAGUCUACCUGCUCAGUAUGAUUUAUUCAUUGGUAGAAUAUUCUGGUCUGUAUUUAAUCUAGCAGUAAUCUUCAUAAGUAAUAUGGGAUGCGAGAAAGAAAGUAGUUGCUCGGUUUGAAAUGUACACAUGUAGUCGAGAUGUACUGUAGGCAAUGCACAAUUUAUUCUAAUAGGUUCAUGUAGGUUGUUAUCUCUAGGUAAGUAUUCAUUAUGUACAAGUUAAGGCUAUUUUUCCUGCAUUUAGGAAUGCCCGCUUGUGGCUUGGGUGGAACAUUGCACUCUACUUUUCUAGUUAGAUAUAGGGCUUCUAAGCAUUGUUCAACUUUGAUGUCACAGGCCUUGUCCAAGGCUGCAUGGUUACGUAUCGGAUACUGCUUCAGGAAACCUACCGCUUUGAUUAUUUGUAAAUGUGACCUGUGUGUGAAGAGGAAAUUCAUGAAUGUGAAUGUGACUUAUGAAUGUGACAACCUACUUUUUCCCCAUGCAGGCUAUAUGUACAGUUAACAUCAAGACUUAAUUUCAGAGAAAAUAAAAGGUUGUAGAUGAUAAAUCAAAAGGUUUUAUUUUUCCCUUUUACAUUUCCUAACAUGAGCAUGGUAUUGAUUUUAGAGCCUUGUAGGAGCACAAUCUUUUAAGGGAUACUUUUCAGCUACAGAUCACCUUAUUUGCUUUACAUCAUUCUGCAGACUGAUGUCCCUGACAAUGAACAGCUUUAUUUUAGUAAAGCACAUUUUAGUUUCAAUUUUCAUGUUUUGGCCUGCAAAUCAUAGGGCAAGUGAGAAUUUGUUUUACCUUAAACUGUGUUCUGAUCCAGAGACUGAUAUAUACACAUACAGAAUGUAAGCAGCCUGGCCUGGAAUAUUAUUCGUUAACAACUGUUUCUGUGCUGAGGUUGUGCACAGUGCCUGUUAAUAAAAUGAAAUCACAAUA
This is a messenger RNA of Tachysurus vachellii, 3237 nucleotides long. Its product is annotated as homer protein homolog 3. Gene Ontology annotation, cellular component: postsynaptic density; plasma membrane; dendrite. NCBI's taxonomy places the organism in Eukaryota, Metazoa, Chordata, Actinopteri, Siluriformes, Bagridae. The coding region runs from base 550 to 1635 and encodes 361 amino acids. The record is from RefSeq and is a predicted model, not a curated record. The transcript has 10 exons. Gene Ontology annotation, molecular function: G protein-coupled glutamate receptor binding. Gene Ontology annotation, biological process: G protein-coupled glutamate receptor signaling pathway; regulation of store-operated calcium entry.